Scaptodrosophila lebanonensis is the source of this 1351-nucleotide messenger RNA. It is a transcript of the gene Spf45, whose product is annotated as splicing factor 45. Gene Ontology annotation, molecular function: RNA binding. Gene Ontology annotation, biological process: mRNA cis splicing, via spliceosome; alternative mRNA splicing, via spliceosome. The transcript is spliced from 3 exons. NCBI's taxonomy places the organism in Eukaryota, Metazoa, Arthropoda, Insecta, Diptera, Drosophilidae. Gene Ontology annotation, cellular component: precatalytic spliceosome. The record is from RefSeq and is a predicted model, not a curated record. Bases 88 to 1332 code for a protein of 414 amino acids.
AUAGAAGCAGAAAGAGAAGAGAAAAAUAUUGUUUUGUUUGGACGGGAAAUUAAGUAAAAUUAAAAAUAAUUUGAAAAUAACCCGAAAAUGGACUUGUACGAUGACAUAGACACAAAACCACGCACAAGCCAAAUUGAUGGUUGGUCUUCGGGCAUAAAAAUGCUGCAAACGCAACUGGCAGUCAAGACCAAGGCAAAGGAACAGAUUAAGAAACCGCUGAUGACGCCUGUGGUUAACUUGCGUGCCAAACGCAACAUGGAUACAGAGGCAAACCCCUAUCUGCCAACGCCCGUUGUAAUGGCUACUGCUACCAAACCCAUUAUUACAGGCAAAGCUUUGCCAUUAGUUGUGCUUGAAAAUGCGAAAAAGGAUGACUGGGACUUUGUCGAUGAGUAUGAUCCACAGUGGCCCAAUGAGUACGAGAAGUUAAAGGAGAAGUCGAAGAGCGUUGAGAAAAGUCGCACAACUAGCAGUGGUAGUGGUGGAAACCGGGAGGAGCGAGAUCGCAAACGAAACCGCAGCGGACGCAAUACGCAUAAUCAUGAUAAUUCGCCACCCAUGAAACUAAGUGGUUUUGGGCAGCGACAGAAUGACGAGGACAAAUACAGUCCCCCACCUCCGGGAUCUGUUGCAAAUAAGGGUGGGGGCGCAGCAAUUGCACCGCCCCCCUCAUUACAAGAGAUAUCCAUAGACAAUGGUGAUGGUUCAUCGAAUGUAACUAUCCCGUAUUCGGCCAGCUCAGUUGCAGCAAAAAUCAUGGCCAAAUAUGGCUUUAAAGAUGGCCAGGGUUUGGGUAAAUCUGAGCAAGGUAUGUCGGUAGCAUUACAAGUAGAAAAAACCUCAAAGCGAGGAGGUCGCAUAAUACAUGAAAAGGACGCGUUUCUACCGCCGCCUGUCGCACCAUCUUCACCGCCAUUGGCGUUCUCAAAUACACCAGCAGUUUCAAGUCCAGUUCACUCAGCUUCUGUUAUGCCACCACCGCCACUGCCAGCUGCAGUCAACGAAUCUGAGCCCACUAUAACUGAGAUAAUGAAGGAUCCCAGCAAAGUUGUACUGUUGCGUAACAUGGUUGGUCCUGGAGACGUCGACGAAGAAUUGGAGCCUGAGGUGAAGGAUGAAUGCAAUCAAAAGUACGGUGAAGUGAACAGCGUCAUAAUACACGAAGCCUUCGGAACGGCGCCCGAGGAUGCCGUCAAAAUCUUUGUCGAAUUCAAGCGUAUUGAGAGCGCCAUAAAAGCUGUUGUGGACUUGAACGGGAGGUUUUUCGGUGGACGCCAAGUGCGAGCUGGUUUUUAUAAUUUUGAUAAAUUUAAGCGUUUGCAAUUAAACUAAAUACAAGCCUACAACGUUA